Molecule: messenger RNA, 648 nt
Organism: Neofelis nebulosa (Clouded leopard)
Lineage: Eukaryota; Metazoa; Chordata; Mammalia; Carnivora; Felidae
Gene: BANF2
Product: BANF family member 2
Exons: 4
Coding region: 143-415 (90 amino acids)
Molecular function (GO): DNA binding
Source: RefSeq, a predicted model, not a curated record
GCCCAUUCAGGAUCUCAGGCCUCACUUGCCCCUGGGCCCAGGAUAUGUGAGUUUACCCUCCCAGGGCUGACCUGCACUUAACAGGGCCAGGGCAACGGAGACAAGUCGACCUGUGGCACGGACCCGCCAGGCACUCUUGAAGAUGAAUCACAUGUCUCCCAGGCUGAGAGCCUUCCUCUCUGAACCCAUCGGAGAAAAGGAUGUUGCCUGGGUGGACGGGAUCAGCCAUGAGCUUGCAAUCAAUUUGGUCACCAAAGGUUUCAACAAGGCCUACAUCCUGUUGGGACAGUUCCUUCUGAUGCACAAGAAUGAAGCCGAGUUUCAGAAGUGGCUCAUUUGCUGUUGCGGCGCCACCGAGUAUGAGGCCCAGGAGAGUUCUAACUGUCUGAAGGAGUGGUGUUCCUGCUUCCUGUGAACACACGUCCCCUUGCUCCGAUGCCUGGAAGAGCUAUCUCCUUGGAUAACUGCUGCCUGCAUCCUAGAAUGAACCCCAGUGAAGCUGAUCUGAGCCCAACUUGCAGCGAGGACCUGAGGCCAGCCAGACUUCCAGCUUGAUGCAAAGCUGCCCAUCAGAACCCACCCUGGAUCAGCCAACCCUUAGCCAACUCAAGUGUGUGAGCGAAAAUAAAGGAUUGCUGUUCAAAGCCA